CGGCCUCUCCCUCCCUGGAGCCCACCUCUGGCCUCUGCUCUCCCCUGGCGGUAUCCCCCCUGCCCUCCCCUCCUCGCUCCCCUGUUCUCCCCAUCCCCGCCUGACUCCUCGGUGCCCCCUGCCUUUUCUGCUUGCUCUGGGCUCCCUUCCCGCCAGCUGAGCUGGGUCAGCCGUAUCUAAGGAGGACAAUGGGGUGCGGGGGAAAGAAGGGGACUGUGACCCCUCACGAGCAGUACCCAAGCCCAAGACCUAAAAAGGGGUCUAAGACUAGGAUGAGAAGAAAAAUGAAGAGGAAAAAAAAGAAGGCUGAAUUGGAAGAGCUGAAGAAGGAAGUGGUCCUGGAGGACCACAAGUUAACCUUGGAAGAGCUGAGCGCCAAGUACUCUGUGGACUUGACGAUGGGCCUUAGCCCAGGAAAGGCGCAGCAGAUCUUGAAACGAGAUGGACCCAAUGCACUUACCCCUCCCCCAACCACUUCAGAAUGGGUCAAAUUCUGUAAACAGCUGUUCGGUGGCUUCUCCAUCCUUCUAUGGAUUGGGGCCAUUCUCUGCUUCGUGGCCUACGGCAUCCAGAUACAUUUCAAUGAGGAGCCCACCAAGGACAACCUGUACCUGGGCAGCAUCCUGGCUGUCGUGGUCAUCAUCACGGGGUGCUUCUCCUACUACCAGGAGGCCAAGAGCUCCAAGAUCAUGGAGUCCUUCAGAAAAAUGGUGCCGCAGCAAGCUCUGGUGAUUCGAGGUGGAGAGAAGAUGCAGAUCGAUGUGGAGGACGUGGUGGUAGGAGAUCUGGUAGAAGUCAAGGGUGGAGACCAAAUCCCAGCGGACAUCCGGCUCAUCUAUUCCCAAGGGUGUAAGGUGGACAACUCAUCCUUGACGGGAGAGUCCGAGCCCCAGACCCGCUCCCCCGAGUUCACCCACGAGAACCCUCUAGAGACCCGCAACAUCUGCUUCUUCUCCACCAACUGUGUGGAAGGAACGGCUCGGGGCAUUGUGAUCGCGACGGGAGACUCCACGGUGAUGGGCCGCAUCGCCUCUCUGACGUCAGGCCUGGUGGUCGGCAAGACCCCCAUCGCCAUGGAGAUCGAACAUUUCAUCCAUCUGAUCACAGGGGUGGCCGUCUUCCUUGGUGUCACUUUCUUCGGGCUCUCAAUUAUCUUGGGCUAUGGCUGGCUGGAGGCUGUCAUCUUUCUCAUUGGCAUCAUUGUGGCCAAUGUGCCCGAGGGGCUGCUGGCCACCGUCACGGUGUGUCUGACCCUGACAGCCAAGCGCAUGGCGCAUAAGAACUGCCUGGUGAAGAACCUGGAGGCCGUGGAGACGCUCGGCUCCACAUCCACCAUCUGCUCCGACAAGACGGGCACCCUCACCCAGAACCGCAUGACCGUCGCCCACCUGUGGUUCGACAAGACCAUAUACAAGGCCGACACCAGGGAGGACCAGACCGGGAAAACAUUCACCAAGAGCUCUGUGACCUGGUUCAUCCUGGCCCGGAUCGCCGGCCUCUGCAACCGAGCCGACUUUAAGGCUCACCAGGAGAACCUUCCCAUUGCUAAGGUAUCAGGCCUGUGGGGGCAGCCGAUGCCGUGGGGGCAGCCGACGCCUCGGGGUCCGGGUGUGCCCCGCCCUCUCCCCCAGAAAUCUCUAUCCUGGCGCUCAGGUAUUGUCCCCAGGUCCUCCCCAUCGCACCCCUCACCCUGUGCGGUACUCCUCGCGCUCACCGUGCAAACCCCGUCCUGGCAGUGGGAGACGACAGGGGACGCCUCCGAGUCAGCCCUCCUCAAGUUCAUCGAGCAGUCGUACAGCUCUGUGAAGGAGAUGAGAGAGAAAAACCCCAAAGUGGCCGAGAUCCCCUUUAAUUCCACCAACAAGUACCAGGUGUCCAUCCACCUGCAGGACGACAGCAUCCAGCCCCACGUGCUGAUGAUGAAGGGGGCCCCGGAGAGGAUCUUAGAGUUUUGCUCUUCUUACCUUCGGAAGGGGGUGGAGUACCCCAUGGACGACGAGAUGAGGAGAGACUUCCAGAACACCUACCUGGAACUAGGAGGCCUGGGGGAACGUGUGCUGGGGUUCUGCUUCUUGACUCUGCCUAGCACCUUCUCCAAGGGAUUCAAGUUUAAUACAGAUGAAAUCAAUUUUCCCAUGGAUAACCUUUGUUUUGUGGGGCUCAUAUCCAUGAUUGACCCUCCCCGCGCUGCAGUGCCUGACGCUGUGGGCAAGUGUCGUAGUGCAGGGAUUAAGGUGAUCAUGGUGACCGGAGACCACCCCAUCACAGCCAAGGCCAUUGCCAAAGGUGUGGGCAUCAUAUCAGAAGGCAACGAGACCGUGGAGGACAUGGCGGCCCGGCUCCAGGUCCCUGUCAGCCAGAUCAACUCCAGGGAAGCCAAGGCCAUCGUGGUGCACGGCUCCGAACUGAAGGACAUGACGUCGCAGCAGCUGGACCAGGUCCUCAAGGACCACACGGAGAUCGUGUUCGCGCGGACAUCGCCGCAGCAGAAGCUCAUCAUCGUGGAGGGCUGCCAGCGGCAGGGGGCCAUCGUGGCAGUGACCGGGGACGGCGUGAACGACUCCCCCGCGCUGAAGAAGGCGGACAUCGGCAUCGCCAUGGGCAUCACGGGCUCCGACGUGUCCAAGCAGGCCGCCGACAUGAUCCUGCUGGACGACAACUUUGCCUCCAUCGUCACCGGCGUGGAGGAGGGCCGCCUCAUCUUCGACAACCUGAAGAAGUCCAUCGCCUACACCCUGACCAGCAACAUCCCCGAGAUCACGCCCUUCCUGCUCUUCAUCAUCCUCAGCAUCCCCCUGCCGCUGGGCACCGUGACCAUCCUCUGCAUCGACCUGGGCACCGACAUGGUCCCGGCCAUCUCCUUGGCUUACGAGUCCCCCGAAAGUGACAUCAUGAAGAGGACGCCCCGGAAUCCGAAGACUGACAACCUGGUGAACAAUCGCCUCAUCGGCAUGGCCUACGGGCAGAUUGGGAUGAUCCAGGCUCUGGCUGGGUUCUUUACCUACUUCGUGAUCCUGGCCGAGAACGGCUUCAAGCCCCUUGACCUGCUGGGUAUCCGCCUGAACUGGGAGGACCGGUUUUCCAAUGACCUAGAGGACAGCUACGGACAGCAGUGGACCUACGAGCAGCGGAAGGUGCUGGAGUUCACAUGCCACACGGCCUUCUUUGCCAGCAUCGUGGUCGUGCAGUGGGCCGACCUCGUCAUUUGCAAGACCCGGCGCAACUCAGUCUUCCAACAGGGCAUGAAAAACAAGAUCCUAAUAUUCGGGAUCCUGGAGGAGACCUUCCUGGCUGCUUUUCUGUCCUACACACCAGGCACGGACACAGCCCUGAGGAUGUACCCACUCAAGCUACCCUGGUGGCUCUGUGCCACUCCCUACAGCCUUCUCAUCUUUAUCUAUGAUGAAAUUAGAAAACUCACCAUCCGAAGUCAUCCUGGCGGGUGGCUGGAGAGAGAGACCUACUACUGAACUCAGCAGAAGAAGAAUUUCCCGUGCGGGGGCCGUCCCAGGGCUGGCGGGGGAGCUGGGGUUAUGAAUUGGGUGCAUCUGAGA
Lutra lutra (Eurasian river otter) is the source of this 3554-nucleotide messenger RNA. RefSeq names its product sodium/potassium-transporting ATPase subunit alpha-4. Gene Ontology annotation, molecular function: ATP binding; P-type sodium:potassium-exchanging transporter activity; ATP hydrolysis activity. The transcript is spliced from 21 exons. Gene Ontology annotation, biological process: intracellular sodium ion homeostasis; sodium ion export across plasma membrane; potassium ion import across plasma membrane. Gene Ontology annotation, cellular component: membrane. NCBI's taxonomy places the organism in Eukaryota, Metazoa, Chordata, Mammalia, Carnivora, Mustelidae. Bases 189 to 3470 code for a protein of 1093 amino acids. The record is from RefSeq and is a predicted model, not a curated record.